Dipodomys ordii (Ord's kangaroo rat) is the source of this 1378-nucleotide messenger RNA. RefSeq names its product vaccinia related kinase 3 (gene Vrk3). Gene Ontology annotation, cellular component: nucleus; cytoplasm. The record is from RefSeq and is a predicted model, not a curated record. Gene Ontology annotation, biological process: peptidyl-serine phosphorylation; signal transduction. Gene Ontology annotation, molecular function: protein serine/threonine kinase activity; ATP binding. Bases 215 to 1378 code for a protein of 387 amino acids. The transcript has 13 exons. Lineage: Eukaryota; Metazoa; Chordata; Mammalia; Rodentia; Heteromyidae.
UGCCGGGUGGAGGAUGCGCGCGCAGCGCCUCCCGCCCUAGCGGAAGUUUCCGCGGGGCUACUGAGGCUUCGGUGGCUCGCGCCUGGAAUCCUAUCUAUUCUGGAGGCUGAGAUCCGGAGGAACGAGGUGUAAGACCUGCCUGGGAGAAAGGCCAUCAUCAGGAUGGAGUUUCCAGUUCAGUGAGGGCAAGGACCAGACUGUGGGUCCAUAAAGCAUGAUCUCCUUCUGUCCAGGCUGUGGCAAAAGUGUUGAAGCGACAUUCAAGUUCUGCCCGUACUGUGGGAGCCCUUUGCCUACAGAGGAACAUGAGGGGUCAUCGAGCUGUGUCAGCCCAUUCCAAUCAUCCUUCCAAGGCUCAAGGAAAGAGUUCAGCUCCAGUUCUGAAACUUCUCCCAAGAAAGUGAAAUGGUCACACGCUGUUCACUGCCACAGAUCAACCCUCCUCUCUGAUGGUCACAUUUCCGAGUCUGAAGAGAUCUUCAGUCCCCCUGGGAAGGCCAAAGGGGCCCGGAGCAGAUCCUCAACCCCCAAAAGCAGCCCAAAGGCCAACAGGCAGAGCCCUCAGACACUGAAGCGGAGCCGAGUGACCACCUCGCUUGAGGCUUUGCCCACAGGGACGGUGCUGACAGACAAGAGCGGGCAGUGCUGGAAGCUGGGGGACUUCCAGAGCAGGGAUGACCAGGGCAUUCUCUAUGAAGCUGAGCCUGCCUCUGCCUUCCCCUGCCAGUCAAGGUCCAGGCCUGCAAAACAUCGUUUCUCCCUCAAACUGGAUGCCAAGGAUGGGCGCCUGUUCAAUGAGCAGAACUUCUUCCAGAGGGCUGCCAAGCCUCUGCAAGUGAACAAAUGGAAGAAGCUGAACUCAACCCCGCUGCUCGCCAUCCCCACCUGCAUCGGUUUUGGUGUUCACCAGGACAAAUACAGGUUCUUGGUGUUCCCCAGCCUGGGGCGGAGCCUUCAGUCAGCCCUGGAUGACAGCGCAAGGCAUGCUGUGUCAGAGAAGUGUGUGCUUCAGUUGGCCUGCCGCCUGCUGGAUGCCCUGGAGUUCCUCCAUGAAAGCGAGUAUGUUCAUGGAAAUCUGACAGCUGCAUGUGUCUUUGUGAAUCCAGAGGAUCUGAGUCAGGUCACCCUAGUGGGCUAUGGCUUCUCCUUCCGCUAUUGCCCAAGUGGCAGACACGUGGCCUACACAGAAGGCAGCAGGAGACCACAUGAGGGGGACCUGGAGUUCAUCAGCCUGGACGUGCACCGGGGCUGUGGGCCCUCCCGCCGCAGCGACCUCCAGAGCCUGGGGUAUUGUUUGCUAAAGUGGCUGUACGGGUCCCUGCCAUGGACAAACUGCCUUCCCAAUGCCGAGGGCAUCAUGAAGCAGAAACAGAAGUGA